Molecule: messenger RNA, 2316 nt
Organism: Eurytemora carolleeae
Lineage: Eukaryota; Metazoa; Arthropoda; Copepoda; Calanoida; Temoridae
Product: acetylcholinesterase
Exons: 12
Coding region: 445-1941 (498 amino acids)
Biological process (GO): choline metabolic process; acetylcholine catabolic process
Cellular component (GO): plasma membrane
Molecular function (GO): acetylcholinesterase activity
Source: RefSeq, a predicted model, not a curated record
CCUCCUUUUUUGCUGACAUUAACUUGUGUUGAUAAAGAUGACAGUCCUCUGGAUGGAUUUAAUAAAUAUCCAGGUCCUCCGCAGACCAGGGAUAACAGAGAGACCGGAGUCAAGAUACAAGACAUAAACCCGAACCAGGAAGAUAACGGAGUUCCUGAUGAGAAAAAAGAUCUGCAUCUCGUAUCUAAUCAAGCGAACUACGACCAAAAGCUUGAAAUUAAAACAUCGUCCGGGCGGAUUCUAGGAAAAUGGAUAACGACUUCUCAGGGUACCCAGAUACAGGGAUAUCUGGGUAUCCCCUAUGCUCAGGCUCCUCUUGGAGAACUAAGGUUCGAAGCUCCGCGUCCUCCUGUAGAAUGGGAGGGAAUCAGGAAUGCUACAAGCUCUGCUCCGUCCUGCUGGACCGUUCAUGCUCCAAAUUCCUGGGAGUCUUCUGGAACCGGGAUGAGUGAAGAUUGUUUGUAUCUGAGUGUCUGGGUCCCGGAAACACAGGAAACAAGAUUAUCCGUAAUGGUCUGGUUGACCGUGGGUCGGGGGCAGGAGGACAAGGGCGGAGAGGAGUUAUCCGCCGAGGGUAACCUCGUGGUUGUCAAGGUAGAGAGUAGAAGAGGAGCACUAGGGUUCCUAGCAACUCAGGAGAAAUCAGUCCCAGGAAAUGCUGGUAUGUUAGAUCAGAUAAUGGCUCUGAGAUGGAUUCAAACCAAUAUUGAUCUGUUUAAAGGGAACCCGGAGAAGGUUACGCUCCUAGGAUAUGGCAAGGGAGCAGAUCUCUCCUCCCUCCACCUGGUCUCACCCCUAUCCUGCUCCCUCUACAGGAAUCUGAUCUUACAGUCGGGGAGUACUUUCACCCAUCUCAUCUCUAGACACCAGGUAUACAGAGAGUACAUUCACUCCCCUCGUCUAAAGAUUCCAGGUGUAUACAGGGAGUACUACUACAAACACCAGGCCGAUGAGAGAGCUCGUAGCCUAGCCUCACUUCUAAACUGUGCUACUUUAGAUGAUAAGACUAUGUUGAGUUGUCUACGGAGUGUUGAUGCCCAGGUGCUAACUAACCAGGAGUUUAGUGCUGUAAACCUAACCCUUCAUGCUGACCCUUUUCCUCCAAUCAUUGACGGACUCUUCGCAGUAGAAAAUCCUGGCAGCUUAGUUGAAGAGAACUUGUUUAAGAAGAGCAAUCUUCUGAUAGGAACCAACUCUAACGAGGUCCUGAAAGGUUUAAUGGAGUUUUUACCUGAACUUAACGGAGAUUCUGUGAAACUUGAACUCUCAUCUCUUCAACUUGAUUCUGCACUCAACAGAAUAUUCCCGAGGUAUCCGGAGUCAGUUCUAUCCUUGAUAAAGUUCCAGUACGGAUUAUUUGAAGAGAAUAGUUUUGCGAGGAUACAGAAUGAUCCAAGACGGUUCUGGGGGCUGCAGGCUGCAGUUGCAGAUAAAGAGGUUGUGUGUGGUGUGAACAAGCUUGCUAAAACUGUCUCCAAUGACGGGAACAAAGUCUUCAGAUAUUUCUUUGACAACGACGCCUCUGAUCUUGAAUCUGGGAAGGAGAUGAACCUUUUGUUCGGCGAACCUCUUGUUUCUCUUGGACGACGGAACUCCGAUACCGAAAUUAAUCUCAGCAAAAAAAUGAUUAAGUUCUGGACAAAUUUCGCUAAAUUUGACGAUCCUAACGGGGAUAUGGGUUCUGGAGAGGAGAGGGUGUGGCCCGAGUUCUCAGCCCCGAAUUGGUCCUACGUAAACGUUAACACGGAGAACUUAGAGGUCGGGGAGGAUCUCAGAGGUCGGGUUUGUGUUUUCUGGGAGCAGAUUCUGCCUGGCUUCCUUCCUAGGACGGAGUCGGAGCUGAAAGAACGGUCGGGACGAAACUCCGAUAGCAGUUGUAGAGCGGUAAAAUCCAAAGCAAAUCUUUACUUCCCUGGUUACAGACCUGUAAACAGACUUUAGCAUAAUCAUAUUAUUAUUAGGGCAUAACUAGUUCACAGAAUACAGAUAGAUCAGUGAGGAUUGUCUUAUUUUACAUACAAGAGUUCACGACAUUUUGAGAAGGAACACAAACAUAGUUUUAGGCUAUUGCCAUUUUUUUCGGUGGUAUGUUAAACAUACCACCGAUAAAAAUGGCAAUGGGCUAAAUGAAACUGAGUGAGACUUGAAGUUUUGAUGGGUAACUGUAAGCUAUGGGAUUAAUGUAAAUGUUCAAUAAUUGCCUGUCUAAAAUAACAACCCUUUCUCUCUCUCUUGUUCUAUUUGUGUUAUUUUAUGCAUAAAUAAUACUUAUUAAACCUGUUAAUUUUAUGUAGAUAUUUAAUAAAUUAAAAUGUA